CGGUAUAGAUGCUAGGUUUAGUCAUCACCAAGGUUGCAACGCCACAGGACUGUUUUUCUCUGCUAGGAUUCGUAUCAUUUCAAGUUACAGACUCAUUGAAUUUUAGCAGUGCAUUUGUUUGUUCAGUGGCUGUUACAGGGCUGACGUGAAGGAUGGUCCAGCUUGGUCAAAGAGGUGGCCAGGGAAGCCUUGUCUUAGCCCUUGUCGUUCUCGGCUUGCUUAUGAUGCGGUCUGCCGCUGAUUCUCAGAUUCACCAGGAAGGUUACUGCGUUAUGUACGGAAAAUGUACAAAUUCGUACAACUGCGCGAACAACAUCCUCGCACCUCCGGUCAGUGAGGGCAAUCAUGCGACCCUCCUGGCUCAAGUCUGUCCGCACCUCGCUGGCAGCACGGAAGCCUGUUGCGACGUGGAACAGCUCGAUGCGCUGAACGUCUACCUGGCAAAGAGCCUCGGUGUCUUGAAUCGCUGCCCCUCCUGCGAGGCUAAUCUCCGCCGUUACCAAUGCGAGCUGGCCUGCGGCCGCGAUCAGAGCGUGUUCGUCGAGGUGGUGGACACGGUCGAGGUGGUUCCCGGUGGAGGCCAGCCGAAUAGCACAGCCGUGGAGAAGGUCCGGUUUUACGCCACCCAGCAGUGGGCAGACGAUACGCUCAGGUCGUGUCGGUACGUGUUCUUCCCAUCUGCCAACCGGCCGGUGAUUGACAUCAAUUGCAAUGGUUUCUCCGCCGAGCAGUGUGAGCCUGAAGUGUGGAUGGAUGCAAUGGGGAAUCCCGCUAACAAGAUCGCAUCGUUCACCACAGACGUGGUACUAACAGACAAGGUUGAUAUACCGGGUAUGAAACCCUUAAAUCCAACAGCGCUCUCGUGUGCCGAGCCGGCAUCAGCAGACGGGUCUGCGUGCAGCUGUCAGGACUGUCCAGAUGCCUGCCCGGCCGGUAUCAAACCAACCAUCCCACCGACGCCUGAGCCAUUCACCGUAGCCAACAUAGAUGGCAUCAUGUUCAUCGUUAUCGUCUCGUUCUGCGGCUUCACUGUCAUAUUCCUGGCCGGCUUACUCCUGUACCACUGUAGGAGGUCACCCUCGGCGGACCCUGAGGGAGAGGGCAGUGACAAAUCGGAGAGGAAAACGCCACAGAUUACUAACGAUGACGUCAGCUGCUUCGAACGCAUCGGUAAGAUCUACGACGACGCCUUGCGUCAAUUCUUUACCAAACUCGGCACCUUCGUUGCCACCUAUCCAGUCUCCAUCCUGGUGAUAGCAAUCGCUAUAGGCGUUCCUCUAAGCAUUGGCUUCGUUUUCUCUGACAUCACUACGGAUCCCGUAGAACUCUGGUCUGGCCCACAAAGCCGAGCCCGCACGGAGAAGGUAUAUUACGAGAAGACCUUCGUACCGUUCCAACGCACUGAGCAACUCAUCAUCACAGCAAAUCCAGCCAAAUACAGUAAAACACAAUACAAGCCCUAUAACUCCAACGAGACACUAACCUUUGGCUCGGUCUUGAACAUAGAGGUUCUCGAGAAGAUUUUGGAUGUUCAGAAACAUCUGCAAAACAUGAAAGUCAAUCGGACUUUAGAUAAUGGUGGAGUUGAGGAGAUGUCCCUAGCCGAUAUUUGUUGGGUGCCGGUAACCAUAUUCCCUCCUCCCAUGACGUGUGCCAUCACUAGCCCUCUUCAGUGGUUUCAAAGCAAUUACGACACACUGCAGGAAACAGCCAUGUCGGAUGAUGGCCAGCCGCAGGAUUGGCGGGAUCAUUUCUUAUAUUGCGUGCGGAAUCCACUGGCUUUAUCUGACGGUACAAACCUCAACAUUCCACUGGGAUGUAUCUCAGAGUUUCUGGGUCCUAGCUACCCCUUUGUCGUACUCGGAGGUUACGAAACGACUGAAGAAGGAGAGCCAUUGUAUCACACUGCCGAGGCUGUUAUGGUUACGUAUGCCGUCAACAACUACCGCGACGACGGCGAAGAUCUGCAGUUCAAGAGGUCAGUGAAAUGGGAGGAGGAAGCAAUGAAGUACAUCGAAGAAUACAUGGCUGAAAAUGACGACCUCAUCAUUCGGUAUAUGAUGGAGCGUUCUAUCGAGGAUGCCCUGAUUGAAAGCAGUCAGGCAGAUAUAGUGACCAUCAUCAUCAGUUACCUGGUCAUCUUUGCUUACAUCGCUGUUGCUCUUGGUGAAUUCAGCACAUUCAAACGUAUCUUUAUUGAUUCCAAGAUCACGUUGGGUCUAGGAGGAAUCUUUGUGAUUUUGCUGUCUGUGGUAAUGUCCCUGGGUAUCUAUGGUUAUCUCGGCAUAGCAACCACUCUAAUCAUCAUCGAGGUGGUGCCCUUCUUACUUCUUGCUGUCGGCGCCGACAACAUCUUCAUUCUGGUGCUGGAAUACCAGCGUGACAUCAGACGACCCAAGGAGACCAGAGAGCAGCAGAUAGGUCGUGUCCUGGGCAAAGUUGCUCCUGGAAUGCUCAUGUGUGGACUCUCAGAGUCUAUCUCCUUCUUCCUUGGUGCACUGACUGACGUUCCUGCCGUCCAGACUUUUGCUCUGUAUGCCGGCUUGGCUGUUCUGAUCGACUUCCUUCUUCAAAUCACAGCAUUUGUGGCUCUCCUCUCUCUUGAUCUGAGGAGACAAGAGAGUGGUCGUAUGGACAUCCUCUGUUGUUUCCCUCCUUGCAGCAAGAGCCGCAUCGUCAGGCAUCCAGGCUUCAUUCAGGUUUUCUUCAAGAAGUUCUACUGUCACUUUCUGCUCAACAAGUUUGUGAAGCCAAUUGUGUUUUUAGGAUUUAUAGCCGCCUUUCUGACUUGUGGACUACUAACAUUAAAGCUACCAGUUGGUUUAGAGCAGGAAAUACCUGUCCCAGAUAACCACUACCUCCUAGACUACUUUGAUUAUGUUGAGAAGUACCUCUCCGUUGGCCCACCAAUGUAUUUUUUAUCGUUAUUGCUUUCUCUCCUCCAGAACCACUACCUCCUAGACUACUUUGAUUAUGUUGAGAAGUACCUCUCCGUUGGCCCACCAAUGUAUUUUGUUAUCAAGCAUGACAAACUCGACAUGACAAGGGCUGAGGAUCAGAAUCUAAUAUGUGGCAGCUCUGGGUGUGAUCCUAAAUCGCUGGCACAACAAGUCUUCUAUGCAGCCCAGAUUAAAGAAUACACAAAAAUCAGUACUCCUCCGACAUCAUGGAUUGACGAUUACUUCGACUGGUUGAAUCCAAGCACAGUGGACACCUCCUGCUGCAAGUUGUAUUCAAAGCAUCCACAAGACUUCUGCGACUUCUCCUUCUUUGAGCCGUGUGAGAUGUGUCUACCACUCGACCAGAAAGGAAUUCGACCGACUGGCAAAACUUUCCAAACCUUACUACCAUUCUUCAUUGAUCACAAUCCAGGAGUGAACUGUCCUAAGGGAGGACGAUCAGCCUAUCAUGAUGCCUUGCACUUUACUGAUGAAGCUAAAACCAUUCUUGACGCCAGUUACUUCUUUGCCUUCCACACUGUCCUGACACGGUCGGAACAAUUCACAGCGGCGGUCAAGGAGUCAAGGGUGGUAGCUGAGCAAAUCAAGAUGGACUUGAAGAUGAAGAGGCCCGACCUCAGUGACAACUUUGACGUCUUCAGCUACAGCUUCUUUUAUGUCUACUAUGAGCAGUACAUUGAUCUUGUGGAUAAAGCCAUCGUCAACAUCUGCAUAGCGAUGGUCCCCAUCUUUGUCGUCAGUUUCUUUGCCCUCGGCUUUGAUGUCAUCUCUGCAUUCUUCAUUCUCAUUAACAUCAUCAUGAUCAUCGUUGACACUCUUGGAGUCAUGUACCUGUGGGGUGUGGACUUCAACGCUAUAUCUCUGGUCAACCUGACAAUGGCUAUCGGCAUGUCGGUGGAAUUUGUAUCUCACACAACACGAACAUUCCGCAUGUCUACAAAACCGACCAGGAACGAGCGAGCCAAGUACGCUCUCUACCACACAGGAAGUGCCGUCCUGAGUGGGGUAGCCAUGACCAAUCUACCAGGUACCAUUGUUCUGGUCUUUGCCACCUCUCAACUCUUUGACAUCUUCUACUUCCGCAUGUUCCUCACUAUCACGUUGCUCGGCACGGCCCACGGAAUCAUCUUCCUCCCGGUUCUCCUGAGCUACUUUGGUCCACCAGUGAACAAGGCCCAGCUGCUGUAUGAACAGGAUGAAGAGCGCAAAAAGCUCCUGGUUAGGCCCACCAAGCAAGAAGAGGCUGGUGAGACUAACAUGUAUGACAACACUGCACUGAGCAGCGAUGAACUGAACGACCAGCCCCCUCCGUACAUGUACACCGUCCCCCACGAUGAGGUGGGGGUCCAGACCAGUCCAGGUCUGAAGAGAAAGAUGACCAAGGAGGACAAGGAAGGCAGAGUUACGGAUGAUGGUCCAGUUGAUCAAGCUACUGAUUUGUGAAUUAAGUUUCUACCAAAGUGUAAAAUGGACAUGCAAACCAAAUGUUGUGAUUCGUAGCAUAGAUACUUUCUUUUGUUUGAAUGGAAAAAUGACCAAUGAAGACAGUUGGAAGUAACGAGGCAAGAAAAUGCAAACGGGAGAACUGACUCUGUCAUGAAAGCUUUUGGCUGGAGAUGACUAUGCUGCAUUUGAAUCUGUUAUCUAGACCUAGGUCUAGGUCUUCACUCCAUAGGAAAUGUGUGAAAAUGCGCAGACAAUAGACCUAACCGUAGCUCUGGAAGCCCGUUUUCGGACAUGGCCUUAAUAUGAAAAAAAAAAGCUAAAUGAUAAAUAACAGAGGCUGCAGGGCCUUUAGAAAUUUUUCACUUCUUCAACUUGCCUUACACGUAUACAUCCAAGUUGGAAGAAUCAUACAAACUUUUGCUAGUAAUUUACAGUAGAGAUAUAGGUUGUUUUCUAUGUACAUAUAUCUGGGCGUUUUCUCUGAGUAAAUAUCAUGUGUUAUGUUGUGUUUCUUUUGCACUAUUAGAUAGCAGUGGGGGAAAUUUUAACAUUAAAAAACUUUACAUUCAAAGCACAUGUUUAUGAUAUAUAUUAACAAGGAGUGUCUAGCAAAGUUUUCUUAUCAAUUCAAAACACUUCUAUGCAGCUGUGAAGAAUUUUUGUUCUCACUGGAACGAACAAGAGCUUGCCCAUGCUAGGUUUUGAAAAAAUAGUUUUGAAUGAUUCAAAAGUUAUGUUUCUGAAAUGAUCAUAGCAUGACAGUUGAAAGUUCUUGAUGUUUUCAUACAAUUUCACAACUUCAAGUCAUAAAGUUUUCUUUCAAGAGAACUUGUCCAAUACCUUCAGAAAACACUUUUCAAGCAGCACCACUCUUAUGUUUUUACUUUAUUAACACAGAUGCACAAGUAGUGGGUUAAAGUUUUGUCAUGGUGUACUUUUGUUUUUCAAGAAAUCCCAGUAGUGUUUGAAGAUAAAAUUCAAACAUUCCCUGCACUUUGACCCCUUAAUGUUUUAGUAGCUAAAAUAUUCAAAAGCUAUGCAUUAUCAAACUUGGUUGUGGACUAGCCUCUCAACUAAAGAGCUUUGUAAAUUCAGUCCCUCAUAACACAAAGGAAUUUUUAUGUUAACUUUGGAAAUCUGGCCAGAAGCAACUGAUUAAUUUCAUUUUUUAUUCAUAACAGGAUAUGUUUAUAGGAAAAAUAGUAACAACUACAUUUGACUUUACAUUCUAUCAAAAUUAUGCAUUUAAUUAUGGAAAGAUGAUGCAAUGAGUAAAGUGAUUAAUAUCUUUCAAUGACUGAAAAUCUUCUAAGAUAAAUUGUUUUCAAUAUUAUUUACCUACAAUAUCACAAUCCUUGUGGACUCUGUGUUCUUAACGUCUGCUAUCAGGUAAAAGCAAGACAACCAAUAAACAACUUCCUCAAACAAUUUGCAAAAUAUCAA
This is a messenger RNA of Acanthaster planci (crown-of-thorns starfish), 5849 nucleotides long. RefSeq names its product NPC intracellular cholesterol transporter 1-like. Gene Ontology annotation, molecular function: lipid carrier activity; cholesterol binding. The record is from RefSeq and is a predicted model, not a curated record. Lineage: Eukaryota; Metazoa; Echinodermata; Asteroidea; Valvatida; Acanthasteridae. Gene Ontology annotation, cellular component: plasma membrane. Gene Ontology annotation, biological process: intestinal cholesterol absorption; sterol transport; cholesterol homeostasis.